Molecule: messenger RNA, 2958 nt
Organism: Penicillium olsonii
Lineage: Eukaryota; Fungi; Ascomycota; Eurotiomycetes; Eurotiales; Aspergillaceae
Source: the annotation of a GenBank genome assembly
AUGGCUUCCCACAAGGCCAAGAACCCCCUCGCGUUUACACCGUGGCCGGUGACAAUCGUCACGACAGCUGUGUAUCUUGCUCUUUUCAUUCCCUUGCUGGUGAUCCACCACAACGUCCCACCCGCGCCUCAAGCAACCCCGAACGGCUUGAACCUCACUGAGGCAUGGCAAGACCUCCAAAGCCUCACUAAAGGUUUCCACCCCUACAACUCACACCAAAACGAUGAGGUCCGCUCCUGGCUGCUCGAGCGCAUCAACGCGAUCCAGCAAUCUGCCCCGUCCGCCGACGCCUUCCGUGACACGAAAGAACAAAAGCCCGAUGUGUUCGUUUUUGACGACCUGGUCUCGAACCUGACAUUCGUGGACCGAAACGUUGGCGUCUACUUUGAAGGAACCAACAUCCUUGUUUAUAUCCGCGGCUCGGACGAUAAAAAAGAGAGUUGGUGGGAUAUUCCCGGCCGGUAUCCCGUCGGUAAAGGCGGUGUUCUAGUCAACGCCCAUUACGACAGUGUCUCAACCGGCUACGGUGCCACUGAUGACGGAGUCGGUGUUGUAACAUGCUUGCAGCUGGUCAAGUACUUCCUAACACCAGGCCACGCGCCGCGCCGUGGCUUGGUCGUUCUCUUCAACAAUGGCGAAGAGGACUACUUGAACGGUGCCCGCGCAUACAGUCAGCAUCCGAUGGCGAAAUUUGCCCAUACCUUCUUGAAUCUAGAGGGUGCCGGUGCUGGUGGACGCGCUACCCUGUUCCGCAGCACUGAUAAAGAAGUCACUCAGGCGUACGCGAAAUCGCCAUACCCAUUCGGCUCGGUGCUAAGCUCGAAUGGGUUUGACAAGGGCUUGAUUAGCAGCCAGACGGACUAUGUUGUUCUCGAUGGCAUUCUGGGCUUGCGCGGGUUGGACGUGGCUUUCUUCGAGCCUAGAGCCCGCUACCAUACUGAUCAGGAUGAUGCGCGGCAUACGAGUUUGGAUUCGCUUUGGCAUAUGCUAUCUGCUGCUGUCGCGACCACAGAGGAGCUUGUAUCUGAUGAUACCGAUCGGUUUGAUGGACAUCUUCGAGAUGAUGGAACCGUGCCGAGUGGCACUGGGACCCGGGCUGUUUGGUUCGAUCUUUUCGGAACUGCUUUUGCCGUUUUCCGUCUGCAUACGCUCUUUGCUUUGUCAGUCACUUUGCUGAUAGUGGCGCCCUUGACCUUGCUCGUCACCAGUGUGAUCCUGUCCAAGGCUGACAAGAUGUAUCUGUUCCGCUCCUCGGUUUAUUCUGAGAUUGGCGAUGACUAUGUCACACUUCGUGGUCUCCGAGGCUUCUUCCGGUUUCCGUUUUUGAUUGCGAUCCCUACAUCUGUGACUGUUGGAUUGGCCUACUUAGUCACAAAGGUUAACCCUCUGAUCGCCCACAGCAGCUCAUAUGCUGUUUGGAGCAUGAUGAUCUCGGCUUGGUUCUUCCUUGCUUGGUUCGUAUCCCGCGUCGCUGAUUUCGCCCGCCCAUCGGCUUUCCACCGGGUGUAUACCUGGACCUGGCUGUUUGUUCUGACUUGGUCUCUCAUGGUGAUCGCCACAGUCUACGAGCAUGAGGAGGGACUGGCUGGUGGGUAUUUCAUGUUGUUCUACUUUGCCGGCACUUUCCUGGCCACUUGGAUCUCAUACUUAGAGCUCUUCUCUCUCCCAACGAAGUCUAGCUACGCUAGCAAGUUUGGUGAUUCACGCCGGCCUAGUACCCAAGCCAGCCGGCUAGCCGCGUCGGGCGACGAGCACCAUGAAGAGGAAGCCGAAGAGGACCCGACUGAGUCUACGUCGCUGUUACACGGCCCACACCGACCCACUUUUGCAAACUAUGUUCGUGUUGGUGGAGACCAUGCGUCAGACGAUGAUGAAGAGGAGGAGAAAGAUCCCAAUGUUUAUGAGCAUGAACAGUCGUGGAGUGGCGCAAUGCCACGGUGGACGUGGAUAUUGCAGCUGCUACUAACAGCUCCUGUUAUUCUGAUGUUGAUCGUGCCUCUGGGUCUCAUCAUCACCGGAGCUCUCAACCAGACAGGACAGGAUGGCAGCCCUCAGCUGAUUGUCUAUAUUAUGACCGCCGGCCUCACCACACUGCUAUUCGCGCCCACAUUACCAUUUAUCCACCGCUACACUUACCACGUGCCCAUUUUCUUACUGCUCGUCUGCAUCGGCACCAUGAUUUACAGCCUCGUCGCCUUCCCAUUCGCGGAUUCUAAUCGCCUGAAGCUUUUCUUCUUGCAGGAAGUAGAUCUGGACAACGGUGUCUCCACUGCUUCAUUGACCGGCAUGUCUCCAUUCGUAAAGGAUGUUGUCUACGGGCUCCCCACAGCAGCAGGACAAGAGGAGGUAUGCAAAGGGGUCAAAAGAAGCAAUAAUGAGCUUCAGCGCUGCUCUUGGAAUGCACCACUGCCCCGUAUCAAUCUCAACGCAGACACUCUAUCUCUUGAUAGCAGCGAUGUGGAGCCAUCGGCGCAAGCCACCGAAAUUUCGGCUGAUUGGAUCACCUUCGGUAUCUCAUACCCGGAGCCUGGUACUCUUUCCGCUCGGUUCGAAUUAUCAGGCCAAAACACCAAAGCCUGUCGUAUCGACGUUGACAGCCACAGCUUCAACAACUUCACCGUAUCCGGAUCCUCUGCACCAGAUAGCCGCUUCAUUGACCCAUCUCCAGAAGGCUUGAAACAGAUACGACUCUGGAGCCGCACUUGGGACAACAGCUGGACUGUAGAUAUUGACUUCGCCAAGCAUGACUCCGACGCUGAUGAGGCCGAAACCACCGACGACUCCAUCACAGGUCGUAUCACCUGCAUGUGGAGCGAUAACAACCAGAUCGGCCUCAUCCCUGCCCUCGACGAGGUGAGGCAAUUCAGUCCAGCGUGGGUCGCUGUGACGAAGUUCUCGGAUGGUUUGAUCGAAGGCUCAAAGAAAUUCGAGAUCAAUCGGUCUGAGUUUGGGCUGUAA